Molecule: messenger RNA, 1539 nt
Organism: Vespa crabro (European hornet)
Lineage: Eukaryota; Metazoa; Arthropoda; Insecta; Hymenoptera; Vespidae
Gene: Gnmt
Product: glycine N-methyltransferase
Exons: 5
Coding region: 205-1083 (292 amino acids)
Biological process (GO): protein homotetramerization; one-carbon metabolic process; S-adenosylmethionine metabolic process
Cellular component (GO): cytosol
Molecular function (GO): glycine binding; S-adenosyl-L-methionine binding; identical protein binding
Source: RefSeq, a predicted model, not a curated record
ACGCAAGACAGUCUCAAUUUGUCCAGAGUAUAUAUAAGUGUCUGAUGAGCAUUUGAUUCUUCAGUUUUCAUCUAGAUUCAGUGAAGUUUUUACAAAAUUCCUUCUUGCUUAUCGUAAUAUCAAUAUCGGAAAGGAAUAAACAAGUGUCGUAUUUAACGAGAGCAUAUAUAGUGAUUUUUGAAUAUCAAAUAACAAAGUACCGCGAUGAUGGACUCUGUUUUUUUAACACGUUCGCUCGGUACACCAGCGGAGGGUGUAAGAGAUCAAUAUGCCGAUGGAAAAGCUGCAAAAGUAUGGGAGGUUUUCAUCGGCGAUAAAAAUCAAAGGACACAAAAUUAUCGUGACUUUUUGGUGGGUCUCCUUAAGAAAAAAGGUUGCCAUAGAAUCUUAGAUGUUGCCUGUGGUACAGGCGUGGAUUCGGUGAUGCUCCUUGAAGAAGGCUUCGAGGUCGUCAGCGUUGAUGCUUCCGAUAAAAUGCUCAAGUAUGCUCUCAAGUCCAGAUGGGAGAGAAGAAAGGAACCGGCUUUUGAUAAUUGGGUCAUCGAAGAAGCAAAUUGGUUGACAUUAUCGAAGGAUAUCAGUCAUCUGAUCGGUGAUGGUUUUGAUGCUGUUAUUUGCCUUGGAAAUAGUUUUGCACAUAUGCCUGACUCCUUUGGCGAUCAAAGAGAGCAAAAACAAGCCUUCGCUAACUUUGAACGUUGUGUCAAACCAGGCGGAUUGUUUUUGAUCGAUCACAGAAAUUACGAUUAUAUUAUACAAACGGGAAACACACCGCCAAAAUGUAUAUACUAUAACAGUCGACAUAUGACUAAUAUAAAAACGUCAGUACUAUUCAUAUCAGGCAAACCAGCAAUCGUGACUUUGGAUUAUAUGAUCACUAUCGAUGAAAAAACAAACAAAAACAAAUCGGAAAACGUUAAUGAAUUUAGGUUAUCAUAUUAUCCUCACAGAUUGAACGUUUUUAGCGAUAUGCUUGCAGAAGCAUUUAGAUUUAAAGCAAAACAUACGAUAUACGCUGAUUUUAAGCCAAUGGAUAUGGUAAAGAAUCCUGGAUUUUAUAUUCACGUGCUAGAAAAAUAUUAGUUAAUUAAUUGAUCUCUUUAAGAGAUUCACGAAAGGAAAGGAAUUUCACGUCGAUGUGUAUUUUUCUAAUACUUUUUCGACGAUUCGCAGCAUACGCCGUAUUGCGAGAGAUGGAAUUUUUAUUAUAGGAGUUUACAACGAUCUCUUAAGAUACAUACGUAAUUAAAGAUUAACGUAUGCGAGUUAUUCUCUUUUUUUCUUUUAACCGAUUAAGAAAUAAAAAGAAAAUUGUAACUCGAAGAGUUCAAGGGGAAAAAAGAAAAAAAAAAGAAAAAUAGUCUAGAACGAUACCACCCAUAAAAUUAUGUUACAUUAUACUACACGCUAAAGAAAAACUUCAUAUGAUCGUCGAGAUGUUAUUAUUCAUUAUCAUUGUGAUGAUAAUAUAACAUAUACUUACUAUAUAUUUACGGAGAUGCGUGGUGGGUGUACGACGAAUAAAAUACUUGUUAUCAA